AUCAACUUUUCGUGUCAUCGUCCAUCCCAGUAGUCUAUGUUGAUACUUCAUUCACUCACCUGCUCAUCUACCAUCUUGCUUGAUUGUUCGUCUCGCCAAACCGCCGAAUAGAGAUUAAUAACGUUUCCGAUGGAGUCUGUCGGGUUCAGGAUACCGCUAACAUACCACCGAAAUCUGCUCUUUCCGAUAUAACCGCAAUUUGAAGUCGUAUUGCCCUUCAUAUUUGACCCAAAGAAUAACCCCGGUAUGGCUGACAGUAAGACCGCCCUGCCUUACGAAGAACCAUCUAUCUCCACAGUCCUCAAUCAGACGGGGUUUCUUCUAGUCUUGAACUUGGUCAAUGUCUGCCUGGACAAGCUCCUUUACUGUGGACUGAUCGGUCAGCUGGUCAUUGGCAUUCUCUGGGGAACCCCCGGAGCAAAAUGGCUCGACCGCGAUACUCAAACCGUGAUCCAGCAGCUUGGAUAUCUGGGUCUGAUCAUGCUCGUAUAUGAAGGUGGUCUGUCGACAUCGCUUCCAUCCGUAAGGGCGAACCUUUUCCUGUCAAUUGCCGUGGCUCUUACUGGGAUCGGAACUCCAAUGGCUCUCUCAUUCAUCCUCAUGGAACUGGUUUCUGCAACACCGCUUCAAGCUUUCGCCGCGGGAGCGGCCCUAAGUGCAACCAGUCUGGGCACCACUUUCACUAUCCUCUCAACCACCGGGCUUAUCAAGACACGACUUGGUACAGUCACUACCAGUGCAGCCAUGCUUGAUGACGUCGUGGGUUUGGUCAUGGUACAAAUCAUCACGAACCUCGGUGGAAGCAGUGACUCUUUCAGUGCAGUGACCGUCAUCCGACCCGUAUUUGUUUCCAUUGGGUUCGGUGUCGGCGUAGUGCUUGGAUGCAGAUUGUGCAUUAGACCAAUCUUGCGUAUGAUCUUCGCGAAGAGGGACAAGUUUCCCAGUUUCAUGAAGACGAUUCAGUUUGCAUUUUCGGCUUAUUCGUGCAUCUUGAUCGGAUUGGUAGCCGGGGCCACAUACGCAGGGACCUCCAGCCUGUUCGCGGCGUAUCUCGCUGGCGUCAUGACCUCGUGGAUUGAUGACUUCUUCGAAGGGAGCUUGCAAAGGGAGUGCCACGCCACUGCUAGUUCUAAUGAAGCUGCUGGAUCAAGCCGUGGGGACAACUCCCAGGAUCAAGCCCCUCGCUAUAAUAAUGACCAUCCAGCUCAGGAUAUGCAAGGCAGCUCGCAUCCUGCAGCUCCAGGCGUACCCCACGAAAAGACCCCCAGCGGGCUACUGGCGUAUGAGAAAUACUACGCUGCACCCGUCGGUCGAAUUUUGACACCUCUCUUCUUUGCAUCGAUUGGAUUUGCAAUCCCCAUCACCGAGAUGUUCAAUGGGACUGUGGUAUGGAAAGGGAUUGUCUAUGCUGCUCUCAUGUCCCUUGGUAAGAUGGCCACGGGGACAUGGCUGGUUAGAUUCUCUUUAGGACAGGUGUCAAGCGCGAUCCGGGCUCUGACAGCUCCAUUGAAAUAUGUGGUGUUGUUCUGCACUCACUUUCCUAAAGCAGAGUAUGGAAAAAAGGGCGGACAAGAACAGGGCAACCGUGAGGGUGACCGCUCUCUGGAACAGCCUGUCGCGCGCGACGAGUCAGGGCAACAAACCGUCCCAUAUUCAAACAGCAACCAAGGCCAUGGCGAAAGGGAAUCCAAUAAAGCUGUGAAGGAACAAGCAGGUCACCCAGAGCAACCUACUGCGUCUGUUUCCCCGCCUCCCAAGCCUAAAUCCCUCUAUCCCCCGUCGAUACUCGGACUCGCAAUGGUAGCUCGAGGCGAGGUAGGCUACCUCGUUGCAUCACUCGCGGAAUCUAAGGGGAUCUUUGGCAAGAGUCCAUCUGGUGGCUCUUCCGAAGCCUACCUAGUUGUCAUUUGGGCUAUCUCUUUGUGUACCCUGAUUGGACCAAUCAGCGUUGGCACACUCGUAAGAAGGGUCAAGACUUUGCAGCAGAGACGCAUCGAUUCGGGCGGCCCUGACCCUUUAGGGGUCUGGGGGAUUUGAUAGGGUAAAAGGCUUGUUAGGGUGGAGAUAUUGGCUAUGCAGCUCUUCCAGGACUAGCUGUGAUAUUUGGAAACGGUCAACAUCCAAUUGUAGCUUGCAUGAGGCGCAUUUGGUGGGACUAGUUCCCCGGAUUCCAUAUAUUGAAAGGAGAAUUAAGCUGCAGAGAAUUCAGGGCGAGCAGGUAACGGAACUAGCGGUAGCAGGUGCAUUGUAUAUCGAUACGAAUGGCGCUUUCUCUUCUGUAGACAAGAGGAUUGACUCGGAAUCAUCAGGAGAUGCAUCACGCAACUCACCGAAUGGGAGUUGUCUCGGUACUGGCUAGGGAGUUCGAUACCACCAGAAGUGAUCGGGGGUGAUAUAUCGCGAACACUCCAGAGACUUUAUAGCCUUUGGCACUCAUACCUGGGUCUGGUAUAGCUCCGACUACCGAUUGGAGCGUGAU
Messenger RNA from Aspergillus sclerotioniger CBS 115572, 2479 nucleotides. Its product is annotated as cation:proton antiporter. The transcript has 2 exons. Bases 247 to 2037 code for a protein of 596 amino acids. Gene Ontology annotation, cellular component: membrane. NCBI's taxonomy places the organism in Eukaryota, Fungi, Ascomycota, Eurotiomycetes, Eurotiales, Aspergillaceae. Gene Ontology annotation, molecular function: antiporter activity. The record is from RefSeq and is a predicted model, not a curated record. Gene Ontology annotation, biological process: proton transmembrane transport.